This is a messenger RNA of Acaulospora colombiana, 142 nucleotides long. The record is from the annotation of a GenBank genome assembly. NCBI's taxonomy places the organism in Eukaryota, Fungi, Glomeromycota, Glomeromycetes, Diversisporales, Acaulosporaceae.
AUGGGACUCUGUAGCACUCAAUUUUCUAACUCGCUGAUCAACAUUGCCCUCUGGACACUCUGGACUUCCUCACUGCUGACUUAUCGAUUUUAUCGGCUCGACGUAACGACUCCAUUUCCCCCUGAUGACCAUCCAACCUACU